GCAAAGGCAGGAAACAGAAUCAGGUCCUGUGCCCAGCAGGAAAGAUGGCUGUGCCCUGGAAAAUAUUACUGGUUCUCUCAGGUAUCUAUAUCCAGGCAGCUGACACAUGGUGUUCAUUAAAGGAUAAAAUCUACAUCGAUAAGCCAGUCAGUAACCCUGACGUACUGAAGUUUGCUUUGAGUGCAUUCAACAAUCAGAGCAAGGAUGAAUAUGCCUACCGGCUGAUGGAGAUCAUGACUUUCUUUCAAGUACAGGAAAAACCACUACAGACUUUCUUCCUGAAGCUGAGGCUGACAAGAACCAUCUGUAAGAAAUUCGAGGAAAGCCUAGACACCUGCCCCUUACCUGAACUGGAAAAUAUUCUCACCUGUUCCUUCAGCAUCAAGAGCCCAGGCUCAAAACAUUUCAACCUGUUGAAAAUGACUUGUUCUGAGGGGCUUCUCUGACUGGGAUCCACCACAAGGAUCUACCUACAGCAUUGAUCCAGGCCUGCUCCUUUUUCUGAAGAUACUUGCCAUUCAUAGGAAUCAGCAAUCACAGGCUUAAGAAGCUCUGCGAGUGUCUGCAGUUUCGUGUGUCCUGGCAUUUUAGAAAUGUUCUUUUGUACAGACUCAUCAUAUAGAUUAGCUCAUUAAACACCAGCAUGUAAU
Messenger RNA from Arvicanthis niloticus (Nile rat), 650 nucleotides. RefSeq names its product putative cystatin-9-like protein CST9LP1. The record is from RefSeq and is a predicted model, not a curated record. Gene Ontology annotation, biological process: antimicrobial humoral response. Gene Ontology annotation, molecular function: cysteine-type endopeptidase inhibitor activity. NCBI's taxonomy places the organism in Eukaryota, Metazoa, Chordata, Mammalia, Rodentia, Muridae.